Molecule: messenger RNA, 2575 nt
Organism: Onychomys torridus (southern grasshopper mouse)
Lineage: Eukaryota; Metazoa; Chordata; Mammalia; Rodentia; Cricetidae
Gene: Sufu
Product: SUFU negative regulator of hedgehog signaling
Exons: 12
Coding region: 196-1653 (485 amino acids)
Cellular component (GO): cytoplasm; nucleus
Molecular function (GO): transcription factor binding
Source: RefSeq, a predicted model, not a curated record
GUCCCGCAGCACCCUCUGGCCGACUCCGCGAAGGCUCGGGCUUGGGCGGACGGAGCACCGUGCGCAGGCGCGGAGUCAGACCUCGCCGUAGCCCCCAUCGCCUCGGGGAGUCUCCUCCACAGUGGGUCCGCUGGCCCACCGGGGCGCUUUCCCUCCGAUCCCCUCCCGGGCUCCCCGCGCGCCCCACGCGCCCCGAUGGCGGAGCUGCGGCCUAGCGUCGCCCCCGGCCCCGCCGCGCCCCCGGCCCCUGGCCCUAGUGCCCCUCCGGCCUUUGCCUCACUCUUUCCCCCCGGACUGCACGCCAUCUACGGAGAGUGCCGCCGCCUUUACCCUGACCAGCCGAACCCGCUCCAGGUCACCGCUAUCGUCAAGUACUGGUUGGGUGGUCCAGACCCGUUGGAUUAUGUUAGCAUGUACAGGAAUAUGGGGAGUCCUUCUGCCAACAUCCCUGAGCACUGGCACUACAUCAGCUUUGGCCUGAGCGACCUCUAUGGUGACAGCAGAGUCCAUGAGUUUACAGGAACAGAUGGACCGAGUGGUUUUGGCUUUGAAUUGACAUUUCGUCUGAAGAGAGAAACUGGAGAGUCUGCCCCACCAACAUGGCCUGCGGAGCUGAUGCAGGGCCUGGCUCGAUACGUCUUUCAGUCAGAGAACACCUUCUGUAGUGGGGACCACGUGUCUUGGCACAGCCCUUUGGAUAACAGUGAGUCAAGAAUCCAGCACAUGCUGCUGACGGAGGACCCACAGAUGCAGCCUGUGCAGACCCCGUUUGGGGUGGUUACCUUCCUCCAGAUUGUCGGUGUCUGCACUGAGGAAUUGCACUCGGCCCAGCAGUGGAAUGGGCAGGGCAUCCUGGAACUGCUGAGAACAGUGCCUGUUGCUGGUGGUCCCUGGCUGAUAACUGACAUGCGGAGGGGAGAAACCAUAUUUGAGAUCGAUCCACACCUGCAACAGGAGAGAGUUGACAAAGGCAUCGAGACAGACGGUUCUAACCUGAGUGGGGUCAGUGCCAAGUGUGCCUGGGACGACCUAAGCCGACCUCCCGAGGACGAUGAGGAUAGCCGGAGCAUCUGCAUUGGCACACAGCCCCGGAGGCUCUCUGGCAAAGACACAGAGCAGAUCCGGGAGACCCUGAGGCGAGGACUCGAGAUCAACAGCAAACCUGUCCUUCCACCAAUCAACACUCAGCGACAGAAUGGCCUCACCCACGACCGGCCGCCGAGCCGCAAAGACAGCUUGGAAAGUGACAGCUCCACAGCCAUUGUCCCCCACGAGCUGAUCCGCACUCGGCAGCUUGAGAGUGUGCAUCUGAAAUUUAACCAGGAGUCAGGGGCCCUCAUUCCUCUCUGCCUAAGGGGCAGACUCCUGCAUGGCCGGCACUUCACCUACAAGAGUAUCACAGGUGACAUGGCCAUCACGUUUGUGUCCACGGGAGUAGAAGGCGCCUUUGCCACUGAGGAGCACCCUUACGCAGCUCAUGGACCCUGGUUACAGAUUCUGUUGACGGAAGAGUUUGUAGAGAAAAUGUUGGAAGACUUGGAAGAUCUGACUUCUCCAGAGGAAUUCAAGCUUCCCAAAGAGUACAGCUGGCCUGAGAAGAAGCUCAGAGUCUCCAUCCUCCCCGACGCCGCCUUCGACAGUCCGCUGCACUAGCCUGGGCCAGGCCCUGCAGGGGCCAGAGGGGCUCAGCGGCCCCGUGACUUCAGUGUGACAGACAGCUGGGUCAAAGACAAGAGUGAGGAUGACUGCAGAGUGCUGCACCCGCCACAGGCCCCACCUCACCUCCAGCUCGGGGGCCUCACUCUAGCUGCCAAGCCCACGUGACUGACGGUGCCUCUGUCCUGCAUGCCAGGGAGCGAGUGAUGCUGCACCUGCAAACCUCCCCAGCCACCUGCUGCUGCCACAGGUUUAGCUGAUGUGCUCCGAGGAAGACACAGCCUCGCCACACAGCCAGGUGUGCCGAGCACACGCGGUGGAUGCACUGCCCAGUUCAACCCCAGCGAGCCUUUGCGCGUCAGGCUGCUCCAGCCUGUGGAACGUUUGCUCCUGUCACGAUUGUUUUUCCUUCCUUAGUUUGUCGUGGAAACCGGAUGGUCCUUCUGUCGCUCAGCAAAGAUGGUCCAGAAGCCAUGUCUUUAGUGGUUUUUAAACAGGACUUUAUUUAGAUGAACUCUGUCAUUCUCUUAGACAGGGGUCUGGGGGCUCGGCCUCCCCCACACCCUCUGCCCAAGAAAGUGCCUGGUGCUGCCUGUCAGCUCUGAGCCCUCCCUGGAGGAGCCUGGGACAGGGAACAGCCUUGGGUCCAGAUGUGCUGUGGCUCUGAGGACAUGGGGGACUCAGGGACAUGGUGGUACCAGAUACGUCUUCCAGCCCUUUUCUACCCAACCAGGCCUGCCAAGGAGAGGGUAAAGCCCACUGCCCCCUCAUCCUGCUCCUCAGGGCCUCCAGCUCUUUGAUUUCCUCUGUUCCCUGGAUUCACAGCCCCCCCCGGGCUGUAAGGACUCUUAUUAAAAACUGAGAAGUCAACCUCUCAUCACCCCUGCUGACACUGUUCUCUGUGGCCCAUCCUUCCCAC